AUGGUUGUCAUUCAACGUCUUGUUCCCUUGCUGAGUCUGUACCUCGGUAGUAGUGCCGCCUUCAGCCUCUACUAUGCUGAGGAUCUCGAGCGCAAAAACGUCGGCGACGCCUGCGUGAAGGCAAUGUCUGCAGAUAUCGACUGUCCUGUGUAUAUACGCUCCUUCAAACAGGGCGGCUAUUACGCAUCACUUGGCAACGUAACCCUGACCGAUGAGAUAUUUGCCAGUGCUUGCGCAAAUGAGAAGAAGGUAGAUGAUGUGCCUCAAUUCUACGGAGGCUAUAUCUGGGCCGGCUGGAACGAGACUUGUGACAAAGAUCCAAAGACCAACAGGUACUGCAACGAGGACACCGAGGACCUGGAACACGAAGAGAAGCUCUGCCUUGAUUGCAACCGCCGCAAACUAGAAAUGAUGCAAUCCUCCUCGUACUCUGAAUACGACAGCUUCUACCGGUCCAAACUAGUGGAGGUUUACGAGAAAUGCGGCGGCUCUGGUCCUACGGAUAUCCCGCUAACGCCCUGGGAAGAGGGACGCGAAAGGUUCUGCCCUACGAAGAAGUACCACACGACCAAAGGGAACGAAACGUGUGACUCGAUCGCCAAGGCCCACCCAGGUGUUGCUGGCUAUGACCUAUAUGUGCACAACAAAAGAUUUAUAGCUGACUGUCGCAAGAUACGUGCGGGUAUCAAGCUGUGUCUACCCCCGAUAUGUCCUAUUCACGUGGUCCAGCCGGGCGAUACCUGCGAAUCCAUUGAGCAGGAAAACGAUCUUGAAACUGGCCGCGUUCGGGGCGGCAAUUGGUGGAUCAAGUCUGAUUGCAGCGACUUGCAGGAGGCUACUGACCUUUACGGCAAGCCCAUCUGUAUUGGAUACUAUCCCCAAGAGACCUAUGGUCCCAGGAUCAAGUUCAGCAGCGCGAACGGUCCUCCAAUUCCACAGCUGAGGAUGGAUGAUGAUGACGAUGAUGAAUAA
Messenger RNA from Fusarium coffeatum, 972 nucleotides. RefSeq lists its product as uncharacterized. Bases 1 to 972 code for a protein of 323 amino acids. The transcript has 3 exons. The record is from RefSeq and is a predicted model, not a curated record. NCBI's taxonomy places the organism in Eukaryota, Fungi, Ascomycota, Sordariomycetes, Hypocreales, Nectriaceae.